Molecule: messenger RNA, 1248 nt
Organism: Mercurialis annua (annual mercury)
Lineage: Eukaryota; Viridiplantae; Streptophyta; Magnoliopsida; Malpighiales; Euphorbiaceae
Product: phenylcoumaran benzylic ether reductase POP1-like
Exons: 5
Coding region: 181-1119 (312 amino acids)
Molecular function (GO): oxidoreductase activity
Source: RefSeq, a predicted model, not a curated record
ACUAAACACAGAAGUAGAUUCAUCAUGCCCACCUCACUGUCUCAUAAAAAACCGCAAGAUUCUGACCUGGAAAAUAGCCAACUACUUCUGUUAUCCCAAACUUCACCACCCUAUAAAUAACGAUUACUGUCAGUUAUUGUAUCUCAGUCUUCUUUUUUUUCAGUAACAAUCUUUCAAAUUAUGGCCGUAGCAAGCAAGAUUCUGGUGAUCGGCGGUACUGGAUAUAUCGGCAAGUUCAUCGUCGAAGCCAGCGCAAAAGCCGGCCACCCUACGUAUGUUCUCGUGAGAGACUCCACUCUCUCUAGCCCCAACCCUGCCAAAUCCAAAAUUAUCAAUAAUUUCAAGAGCCUUGGCGUUAAUUUUAUAAGUGGAGAUUUGUAUGAUCAUGGGAGCUUGGUGCAGGCCAUAAAGCAGGUGGAUGUGGUGAUAUCAACGGUCGGUCAUGCUCUGUUAGCUGAUCAAGAUAAGAUCAUUUCUGCCAUUAAAGAAGCUGGAAAUGUCAAAGUAUGUAGAUUUUUACCAUCGGAGUUUGGAAAUGAUGUGGAUAGAGUGCAUGCUGUUGAGCCAGUAAAGUCGGCAUAUGCAAUUAAGGCUAAUAUCCGGCGAGCUACGGAGGCUGCUGGAAUUCCUUAUAUAUUUGUUUCAUCCAACUUUUUUGCUGGAUACUUUCUUCCUACUCUCAACCAACCCGGAGCUACUGUUGCUCCAAGAGAUAAACUUGUCAUCCUUGGCGAUGGAACUCCCAAAGCUGUUUAUAAUAAGGAAGAUGAUAUCGGCACUUACACGAUCAAAGCAGUAGAUGAUCCAAGAACAUUGAACAAAAUCCUCUACAUUAGACCCCAAAACAAUAUCUAUUCGUUCAACGAUCUCGCUUCUCUUUGGGAGAAGAAAAUUGGCAAAACCCUUGAGAAGGUCUACAUUUUAGAGGAGCAACUCCUAAAGGAUAUCCAAGAAGCGGUACCUCCGAGAAAUGUGGUUCUAUCAAUCUGCCACUCAGUGUUCGUGAAAGGAGAUCAUACCAACUUCCAGAUCGAGCCAUCAUUUGGAGUAGAGGCUUCAGAACUGUACCCUGAUGUCAAAUAUACCACUGUGGAUGAGUACCUUAAUCAAUUUGUUUGAGCCCUCUGUGUAGAACAAUCUUAAACAUUACCUUUUUUUAAACUGUUGUUAGCAUAAGACUCGACAUACCGAACACCGCUGGAGUAAUUGAGAGUAUUAAAUGAUAAAUUAAAAGCAUGAUGAACUAUA